Molecule: messenger RNA, 4332 nt
Organism: Cheilinus undulatus (humphead wrasse)
Lineage: Eukaryota; Metazoa; Chordata; Actinopteri; Labriformes; Labridae
Gene: cab39
Product: calcium binding protein 39
Exons: 9
Coding region: 254-1279 (341 amino acids)
Biological process (GO): intracellular signal transduction
Molecular function (GO): protein serine/threonine kinase activator activity
Source: RefSeq, a predicted model, not a curated record
AGCUCUGCUGCCUCCGAUACCAGCUAGUGAUAGCAGUCAGACUGAGGCAGAGAACUAGGAAACGGGGCCGCUAACUAACUAACGAUACAGUGAUAAACAAGGGGAGGCGACGGACAAGGACAGCCAGAGUGUUACUGGUACACGGAGCACCUGAGUUGCCGUUUACUGUCUUGAUUUAUCGGGAGGAACUCGUGAAAACGCCGUUCACAAGGUGGACAGUCCGCUGCCUGGUUGCUCGUGGUAACGCUCCGCCAUGCCUUUCCCCUUUGGCAAGUCCCACAAGUCACCGGCGGACAUCGUCAAGAACCUUAAGGACAGCAUGACAGUGCUUGAGAAGCACGACAUUUCAGACAAAAAGGCAGAGAAGGCUACAGAGGAGGUGUCAAAAAGCCUGGUGGCCAUGAAGGAGAUCCUGUAUGGGACUAAUGAGAAAGAGCCCCAAACAGAAGCAGUAGCCCAGCUCGCCCAGGAGCUCUACAACAGCGGCCUGCUCAGCACCCUGAUAGCCGAUCUGCAGCUCAUCGACUUUGAGGGUAAGAAAGAUGUGGCUCAGAUCUUCAACAACAUCCUGAGGCGUCAGAUCGGCACACGGACACCCACAGUGGAAUACCUGUGCACGCAGCAGAAUAUACUCUUCAUGUUGCUUAAAGGGUACGAGUCUCCAGAGAUCGCCCUAAACUGCGGUAUCAUGUUGAGGGAGUGCAUCAGACACGAACCACUGGCCAAAAUCACGCUGUGGUCGGAGCAGUUUUACGACUUCUUCAGAUACGUGGAGAUGUCCACGUUCGACAUUGCCUCAGAUGCAUUCGCCACUUUCAAAGACCUCCUUACAAGACACAAGCUACUGAGUGCAGAGUUCCUGGAGCAACAUUAUGACAGAUUCUUUAGUGAAUACGAGAAACUACUCCACUCAGAAAACUACGUGACUAAAAGGCAGUCUCUCAAGUUACUGGGGGAGUUGCUUCUUGACCGGCACAAUUUCACCAUAAUGACAAAAUACAUCAGCAAACCAGAGAAUCUUAAACUUAUGAUGAAUCUACUAAGGGACAAGAGCCGCAACAUCCAGUUUGAGGCUUUCCAUGUUUUUAAGGUGUUUGUGGCCAAUCCAAACAAGACGCAGCCCAUCCUGGACAUCCUGCUGAAGAACCAGACCAAACUCAUUGAGUUUCUCAGCAAGUUCCAGAACGACAGAACAGAGGACGAACAGUUCAACGACGAAAAGACUUACCUGGUCAAACAGAUCAGGGACCUCAAGAGGCCUGCCCCCCAGGAGGCCUGAGGACAGGUGCAGGGGUGGGGUGGGGGUGGGGAGCCACUAGGACCACGUCUGGACAACAGCCAGACAAUAUCUGCUUAACGGACCCAUCAGCAGCUACAGCUCUGGUUUCUGAACAAAAAUUGAGGAAACAUGAGAAAACUAACUUACCCAUCUUCAACUUAUCCACUCAUCAGGAAGUCGCCAGCUCCUCUGCUCCUCCCCGAACUUUUAUUUUUAGUCUUUUUCCUUCAAAAGAACAAAAGCAACAAGAGAAAAUAAUAGAUGCUGCUGCUUCCUUGCACAUUGAGACAGUAAGAGUCCAUCACAAAGACAACAGUCCAUCAAAGUGACAGAAAAUGUCAAUCAGCUAAAGCAAGGCAGACUUCCUCAUAAACAAACAACAAAAUCAAACAAGUUUACACACGUCUCACAAAAAAACAUGCAUUCACACAUACUGAAACAAUAUCAGCUAAAUCCUUGAGAUGGAAAUGGUACGAGCAAGUUGGUGUGUUUGUUGCAUGCCUUGAAAUGUGACAGAUCCACAGGUGAACCCAGCAUCGGCUCUGUGGUGGCCUGCCCGGUCCGGCUCCCACAUUCAGUGCCACGGACUCGGAAAUGCACGUGCAUCACAACUAUACAGUUCCUAUCUAUGCCUUCAUCCAAAAAAAAAAAAAAAAAAGACGGGUUCAAUUCUUAAUUGGUUUUGGACGAGCUCUCAGAUGCCAUCACUUGGAAACAUUGACCUCCUGUGUGCUUUGUUACGACGCAGCACUUGAAGCACUUGAGGAAAGGAGGGAGGGGAUGUAAGGUAUGAAUUUAGUAAAAGCCCUAUCUGGGUCACUUUAUUGUUUUUUUGUUUUGGGACAGGGUUAACAUGUACAUAUGCCUUUUUUUGCUUUGUAGAUUUUUGUUUAACCUUGACAUAUGAAUAUAUAUAUAUUAUAUAUAUAUUACCUUAAACAUCAAGUUUUUGGUUAAUUGUAAUCAAAUUACUUUCUAAACCAUAAAAGAAACAAGCUAAGUGAUUUCGUUUUUGCAUUUCAUUUUACUGCUGAAAUGGUUGCUGGUGGAUUUCUUUGUACAUAACUUAGGGCCAGCUCACGUUUAGCUAACCUUUAAGAUAUUAACAAUUUGUACAGCGGAGGAAUGUCAUGGUAUUAGCUCUGGAUCUGUUAACCUUCUUUAUCCUUCUCUCCAUUUACAUUUUGAACCUGCAGGAGUGUGAGCAUUAGAGAAGAGGGAGGGGGGUGUUAGGAGAGCGUUAACUGAAAAUAAAUCCUGUGUUUGUGCACUUUUUGAGGUGCCGAGUGAUCACCUAACUGGAGGCGAGGGUAACAGGGAUUCCCAGCCCUCGUCAGUAUCAUUAACUUGUUUUGUUUUUCAUUCUCACGUCUUUGCGAGCGGCAAAGGAGUGCUGUGUGGAUGAAGGGUGAAUUCAUAAAGACACUCUUAACUCCCCCCUUUCUCCUCAUGUUUGAGCCUUUCUCUUCAUAGGAUUAUAAUUCCAGUACAAUUGAGCGUAAAGCAUUGUGGGUAGCAGAGUAAUUCAGGCAUGUUGGACUGUCCUCAUGGUGCUGAACUAGACUGAUAAAACCACAGAUGAGUUCAUUUACAGUGGUCUCAUUCAUACAAACCUCCAAAGAGGCACAUAAGGAACUAGGUCAGUGCAGACAGCAGCACUGCUCAGAACGUCUUCAGUUCCUCCAUCAUACACAUUGAACAUGCAUGUUCCUCCACUGGCUGUGCAUGAUGCUGUACUAAAGAUGUUGUACUGGAAUUGUUUCUUUUUUCCAAUAUUUAACAACAUUGAAAUGUCAAAUUGAUCUCUUGGCUGUGUGCUGACUGGCUCCAGUUUCAGCAUAGAGCGUGUGGGUGCUUUCAGAAGUGUCAAAGGCCUGGGCCCUACAACUGAAAUAAAGAAAAAAAAAAACAUUUGGAAUAAAAUAAAGCUGUGGUUGUUUUUUUCAUGUGGACACAAAAUUACCCUUUUACAGUAGACUGUAUCAUUAACAUUUAUUUUGCAGAUUAUUUUCUUUACAAGUGUGAAUAUUACAGCCAUUUUGUACUCAAAAUGAUGGUACUUUUUGGAACCUGUUCCCACACAGUACUUUACAAACUAUUUCCCACUGAGAUAAGCAAAGGUGUGCUCCAUCUUAGAUUUGAGCAAUGAUUAUCUUUUACUGUAAACCUAAAUGCCCCAAAUUAUCACAUCAAAAAUGCACAUUAUUUAUUGAUUUCAGUUUCAAAAUGUGAGCCCCCACCUCUGAGAGUGGUGUGAGCCUUUAGUUUUGCAAUUUUAAUGCCCUGGGUGGGCCCAUUGAGUCUGAAUUUAGGACACUAAUGUGUGUGUGUUAGAUUUGUCAAAUGAUUAAAAAAAUAUUAUUUCAUAUAAUUUUUUAUUUAUUUUUGCAUUUUGAAAUUCUACUAUUUUGCACUUUUGUGACAUUUUGGGUGUUUGUACAGUCUUAAACUAACAGUAAUUAACUUUCUUUAUGGAUAUAGACGUGUUUUUAUUUUGAAAGAAAAUAAGGAAGCAGAGUACUGAAAGACUACUAAACUUAACCAUGGAAAAAGAAACUUGUAAUGGGUUGAAAAAUAAAUAAGGGAACAGUAAAAGAAAGGCAAAUGUUUGAUAGCACAAGGUUCUAAUGAUUUCUGAAUUGUCCGGCUUAACCAGAGUGUACUGAAAGGGCCAAUAGAGCAAGCAAAUACUGUGAUUUUAAAAAGUUCACGCACCACUAAUGGACCUUAAAUGCAACCAAAAUGACGCAUUAAUGCUGACAGCCCUACUGAGUAUGUAUAGCCACGGUACAACCUGCAACAAACUUUGUAAGGCGGCUCCAAAGCUGAUAGGAGUGAAGCCAAGGAGAUGAAUGUGUGUCAGGAAGCUAACCCUAAUGCUACUGAUCCAGUGUGCAUGUGUUGAUAUUACUAAAUGACAUCUGGGUAGUGCUGUUUGGCUUUGAGUGGCCUAGCUCUUCCAGUUGCAGGCCUGUCAACACAUAUCAGUAUACGCUAAGCAUACAGUUGAAACCAGAAGUUUACAUACACUAUAUAAAAAAGCACAUAAACUU